This is a messenger RNA of Phyllotreta striolata, 2500 nucleotides long. NCBI's taxonomy places the organism in Eukaryota, Metazoa, Arthropoda, Insecta, Coleoptera, Chrysomelidae. The record is from the annotation of a GenBank genome assembly.
CAACGUUAAAAUAAUUCAAUUAUCAAUUAAUUUCGUUGUAAACAGCAGUUUUCCCGAUAGAUUCUAGUCGAGGAUUCAUCGGCAUCGAUAGAAUUAAUCAUGGCGGAUCGCGUGGAACCUCCCCCUUUGUUCGAAAAUGUCGAUAUAAACAAUAAAGAUAAGGACGACGAUCUUUUUCAAUCGGCUCUCGAAGGCCCCACCAUAGAAGAAAUCAACAAGAACUACAACGUUUUAGAAAUCACAGAGGAAUUAGAGAACGUACCGAUCAACAAUCAACAUAACAAUUCCAGUAUGCCUUCCACCAUGGAACAGGUCAAUCCGGAGGAGGAUUCCGAACGGGACGAUAGAUUCCUAGAAAUCACCAUUACUGAACCGCAAAAAAUCGGAGAAGGAAUGGGAGCCUACAUGGCCUAUCGGGUCUCGACCAGAACCAACAUGUCCAUAUUUAAAAAGAAGGAAUUCGCAGUAUCCAGACGGUUCAGCGAUUUCCUUGGGCUCCACGACAAACUAACGGAGAAGUAUUUAAAAGUCGGACGGAUCAUUCCGCCUGCUCCGGAAAAAAGCGUCAUAGGGAUGACCAAAAUCAAGAUGUCCAGCCAAGAUGGCACCCCCACGAACGGAGGCGGCGAUUUCGUGGAAAGGCGACGGGCGUCUCUGGAAAGGUAUUUAAGGAGGACCGCUCAACAUCCAGUUUUACUGGAAGACCAACAUUUUAGGGAAUUUCUCGAAUCAGAUAUCGAAUUGCCGAAAGCCACCAGCACAUCGGCCCUCAGCAGCGCAGGCGUGAUGAGACUCUUCAACAAAGUCGGCGAAACCGUCAAUAAAAUAACAUACAAAAUGGACGAAACCGAUCCGUGGUUCGAGGAGAAACUGGGCCACGUGGAAUCGUUGGAGGCGCAAUUGAGGAAAUUGCACGCGAGCGUCGAGGCGAUGGUCUCUUACCGAAAGGAACUGGCCCAUCUGACCAACGGCGUGUCCAGAUCGGCGGCCAUGUUGAGCGCCUGCGAAGACCACAAUACUCUAUCGAGGGCUCUAUCCCAAUUGGCCGAUACCGAAGAGAAGGUGGAGGCGUUGCACAUCGAGCAGGCCAACACGGAUUUCUUCAUCUUCUGCGAAUUGCUGAAGGAUUAUUUGGGGCUGUUGGGGGCCGUGCGGGACGCCUUCCACGAGCGCACGAAAUUGUUCCAGCAUUGGCAGCACGCCCAGCAGAUGCUGGCCAAAAAGCGGGAGGUGCUGACGAAGUUGGAGCUGGCCGGGAAGAACGAGAAAUUCGAUCAGGCCAAGGCCGAGUUGGUCGAGUGGGAGUCGAAGGUGGAACGAGGACAGGAGAGCUUCGAUAAGAUCUCGCAGAUGAUCAAGAAGGAAAUGGAGCGAUUCGAGAGGUGCAGGAUCCAGGAGUUCAAGACGAUGUUUAUUAAAUACUUGGAGAAUCACAUGGAGCAUCAAGCUCAAUUGAUCAAGUACUGGGAAGCCUUUUUACCCGAAGCCAAAGCGAUUGCCUGACUAGAGGAGAUUUCCGAGGAAUAGCAACAAGUACAUUCCUACUGGAGAUUUCCGGAAAUAUGAUAUUUACCCAAUAGCUUACUGUUGGCGUAUUUACCGGAAAAUCCAGAUUUUUGAUUUAUUUUGGAGUGUCUGUUAUAUUACUAUACAAAUAAGUUGAGAUCUAAUUCAUUUAUAAUUUUCUUACUAUCCAAUACCGAGAGCUUUUUGCUACAUUAUACAUUUAUUGUCGAAUGUCUGGCGGAUAUAGAUGUACAUAAAAUAAGUUAUAGAAAAUAGGAUUUCAUCCUUAAAAUUAUCUGCUCUCUGCAGUGUAAAUUUACGAAUGUAAUGUACUGAUUUUACGGUAAAAUAGUAGAGUCCUAUGCAGAUUUAAUAUCAUUUUUUCGGGUAUUAAAUGUUUAUCGUAACUGUAUUAUAAAAAAGGAAUGAUUCAUUAGUAGCAUAUCCUUGUAAAUUUCCUAGCUAAAUGUGUAUUACAUUAAACAAAUCAACUGUAAGUUCUUGUACAAAAUGAAAGCUUUAGAUAGCAUUGUAAAAAUUUUUACACAUCGAUAAAGAAUAGAUUAUAAUAUAAAUUUGAAAAGUGUAUAAAUUUAUGAUGGUUUUGUUUUUCGCAGUUUUCUUCUAUCUAAAGUUUUUUUAUUCCAUAUUAUAUUAUUCAUUAAGGGUAUUACAAAAGGAUAUUAUUUUAUCAUUAUAUAUUUAUGCACUGGGUUUUUUUGAUUUUUACAAAAUUAGAAACUAUUUUGGUUUGUAACGCCCUUAUAUAUUUAUGCAUAUUCCAUUUAAUCGAAUCAUUUUAUAAUAUAUAUUUAUGGAAUAUUGUGAUAUGGAUUAUCUGCUUCUGAAGCGGAAAUAUUAGUCAUUAUUGUGCUAAAAAACCCAACGUGUUAAACAAGUAUCUUUACUAAUAAUGAAAAUAUUUAAUUUAGUAUUUGCAUGAUAAAUUUAUAAAUGUUGUAUUUGCUUCCAUUGUCCCCUUAGUAAUAAAUGG